This is a messenger RNA of Pelecanus crispus (Dalmatian pelican), 352 nucleotides long. NCBI's taxonomy places the organism in Eukaryota, Metazoa, Chordata, Aves, Pelecaniformes, Pelecanidae. The record is from RefSeq and is a predicted model, not a curated record.
GUAUGACCGGUUGCUGCGGAUCCGAGCAUUAAGGUGGGAAUAUGGCAGUGUCCUACCAAACACCAUCCAGUUCCACAUGUCAGCUGAGGAAGUGGAGUGGUUCAAUCGGUACAAAAAGUCUCUGGCUACCUACAUGAGGUCAGUAGGAGGAGAGGAAGGGCUGGACCUUACACAGGACAUAAAACCUCCUAAAAGCCUGUACAUUGAAGUGCGGUGUUUAAGAGACUAUGGAGAAUUUGAGAUUGAUGAUGGUACCACUGUCCUGUUGAAGAAGAAUAGCCAGCACUUCUUACCCCGCUGGAAAUGCGAGCAGUUAAUCAGACAAGGAGUCCUUGAGCACAUUCUGUCAUAA